GUGUGUGUGUGUGUAUGUGUGUGUGUGAGUCAGGAGUGGUGUGUUUGUUGUAAGGAGAAGUUUCUAGUCAGCCUGAAAAGCAUUUAUUUUGCAGCGCUGAGCAUUUAAGGCCAUGUGUACGGUACUUUCUUUUCAUUGACAAUCAAAUUGAUCCCCAAACAAGUAACGGGAGUCCGGGAUCGGUUGUAAAAAAAAUUCACUUUUUUAUGUUUACAACAUUAUCUCAUGACAGCUAUUUUUUAUUUAUUAUAUAUUAGAGAUUUUGAUAGUUAUAUAAGAACUGCCCAAACCUGGUAGUCUAGAAGCUUCCUCUACCCUGGCACAGCCUUGUGAAAUGAUGGAGUUCUUGAUUUUCUGUAAGUAAAGUAGUUUAUUAAGUAUAAGACUGGCAGUGUGUUUCCCCUCACAGUCUCAGUUGUUAGAAUCAACAUUUUUGUUACAUUUGUUAAACAAAAUGAAUCUCUGUUAAUUACAAUUGCUUUCUUUUAGUUAACCCCUCGUAUAUGCUUCGCUUAUUUGCUAUGACCAGAAUAGGUGAUAUAUUUAAACUUGACAUCUUUAAAUUUUGGGGUUUCAUAGUAUUUUCCCUACAAGUUUGCAGAGUUUUGAAAUGAAACCCUCACUCUCUGUCCUGGUCUGCCCUCUCUCUCACUAUCCUCCUCCUUCCUUUUUCCACGGACAUUUUUCAGCUUUCCAUACUCCCUGCUGUGUCUCGCUGGCUGUGCCAGUGUUGUCCUCCCAGUGAGUUUCUAUCUGCCUCUUCUCUGCCACCAUCUGUUUCUCUCUCUGUCUUUCUUUCCCUCUGCCUUCCUUGCCUCUUUCUCUCUGUGUCUGCUUUACCUCAUCAUCCAUUCUAUUCUCUCCAUCUGUCUUCCUUCCUGUUACCACUGGAUCUCUCCUACUGUUUCUCUCUUCUUUUAACUUUGGCUAUUACUCAAUCUCUUCUUUGUCUGUCUCUUCUCUUAUCUCCAUCCCUCUUUCUAUCUUGCCUUUUUAACACCAUAUGAUGGACUCCGUUGCCUGUUGGUGUCUGCUAAUCCAUGGCCUCAGUACACAUCUAUUUUCUGCCUUACACAUUACAAACCUCUUUAGUACACACAAACCCUGCUGCUUUCUGUGUGCAUUAAGCUUAAUACAUGUGUGCCUACAUGCUUAGCUUAAGCCUGACACUAUACUAUAGUCCACUGUGGAAGCCUAUUGAUUUUCCCAUUUCUGCCAUACUAGACCUCGUUUUCAUCUGCCUCACUGACCUAUUAUCAUAUCUCGUUUCCACCAUAGCUCUCAAUUCUCUGUAGAAUAGAGUCAUCAUGCAUAACAUAACAAGUGUGCGUGGAAUUAUAUAUUUUUCACCAUUACUAAUUUAACACACAAAACCAGCCAAAUGCUGUAAUUCCCCUCUCUGUCUUCCCUAAACUGCAAUAAAACACUUUCCCACAGCUAGACAGCAACACAAACACACUCCUACCCACCUCUUUCCUUGUCUUCAGACAUGUAAAAAGUGGGUCAGUAGGAUGUUUGACGUCCCACACACCACACACACACACACACACACACACACACACACACACACACACACACACACACACACACACACACACACACACAGCUGGGAACAUGCCUCUCGUAUCCCUGUAAAAUCCCCAUCAUUCCACCACAACCUGCCUAAUUGGUCCCACAGAGUGUGUGCACGCUGUCGACGAUCAGCCAGUAUGUCUCUUAUGCCGGUGUGUGGGUGUCUGCUUAAAUCAGCUUGUUGCACUUUUGAUGUCUUUAAAGAUGCACUGGAGUUUGUUUUUCCCCUCCAUGAAUAUGACAGGUUGUGUUUUUAAUGAUGACCUGUAUUUGCAUUGCCGUUUUUAAAACAAUAAAACAUUAUGCAAACGGUAGCAAAUGAAAGCUACAGAAUGAAAAGCUGCAUGGUGAAAAUGUCAAACGAGAGUAAGGUUUAAAGGGCUUAAGCAAAAACAUUCAACAGAAAGAAUGCGCAGAAAUUUUUCAAAAGCCUGUUAAGAAUAUAUACAGUGUAUAUAUGUAUAUACAGUGGGUUUUCAUUGGUCUUUCACUAACUAAAUGUCUCAUAAACACUCUUUUGUACCAAACCUAUAACCCAAUUAAUUUUGACUUUGUGUACAUGUACAGUGAUCUUUUUCAAAUUGAUGUGGUAAGUUCAACUCUUUUUUUCUUUUCAAGUCUAUAUACUGUAGAUUACUUACUCAGGUGCACUACAGUCAUCUUUGUAGUGCUUUACUGUAGGAUCUGUACUAGUGUGCAUACAGAAAAUCAGAGGCUGUCGGGAUGUAAAAGACAUGUUUUGCAUGUCAUCUGUUUGAUGCAAGAUGUGACAAUCCCAUAUUGUUGUUUAUGCGUAUGGAUCAAAGCUGAGUUACAUAAACCUGGUGAUUCAUGUGUGGGCCCUGCUGAUGCGUCCACCACAGUGUAUAGUAUACCAAUGUGUCCUGUCAUGUUAUAAUCUGUCCUUUCCCUACCUUAGUGUCAACUUUUGUUGUUGUUGUUUCAUCCACCAGGGAGUGCUGAGUCCCUGAGUCAACACACUGCAUUCUGGGAUAAUCUGGAACCCUCUCCAUGGGCUGUACCACCUGGUGACGAACCAGGGGGUCUGGAGAAGUUGUGUUGAAUGAGGAUUGUGCUGGGUGUGGGCAGGCUUGCUUUUGCAAGGAAAUGAUUCCGCAUGAAGUGCGACGCACUCGGCCCCCCGUCGUCCUCGGCGGCAGCAGCAGGUGUGACGUCGUGACUCUCUCCCCUACCACACUGAGCUCACCCUUCAGUCGCUAAAGACCUCUGGACCAAACGGACCGCCUACCCCUCUCCUCUAAUCACCCCUCCAUAUCUUCAUCUCCAUCUUUAAUCCUUUCUCACCUGCUUGCCUGGAUUUCCUUUGUCAUCGAGAAAAAACCUGGUAAUCAACGGCCUUGGUUGAACUGUAUAAAGAGGGAAAGACAAGAAAAGUUCGGGAAUGUAAUUCAUAGCUAAUUAAAGCAAAACAAGGGACACAUCAUCAAAAGUGAGACAGGAAAUUGAAAUAAAAAGCCAGAGAUAGAAAAAAACAAAAAAAAGGAAAGAAAAAUCUACAGAAGGCCACAAAUCAAGGAACGAUAACACAAGUACAGUUGAGGGACGUGAGGCGGAGUCAGCAUGAAGUCCAACCAGGAACGCAGCAAUGAAUGUCUGCCCCCAAAGAAGAGGGAGAUCCCCUCCAGCACAUUACCAUCUGACAUUCGCUCACCUAUCCUCCCACCUGCCAGUGACUGCCAGCGCACAGAGAACAUGGCCUGGCUUGCCAGUGUGGCUGGUGGAAAUGAGAGUGGCAUGGGUGGACAACGUAGCUCCAGUCAGUCUGACAGCCUCCAGUAUAAACCCCUCUUUUCCACAUCAGACUCUUCAUCCUCCUCUUCCUCGUUGAGGCUAGUCUCAUCUCUUCCUGCCGUGUAUACGUCCCCUCUGUCACAGUCCACAGUUGGAGGAACUGUCCAUUACGCCCAACUGCCUCCCAACCUGCAGUUCGUAGCCCCAUACGCAGGCUACAUCUCCCCUCAACUGCUUCCACCUCCUCCUCCACCUCCCCCCCUCUCCUCCUCGUCCUCUCCUUUGGCCGCACAGAGACAGUCACACACAGAGACAGCCUCUGCUCCGUCACACGCCUCCAAACAUGACCAGCAGAGAGCAUCCACUGGGCGUACCUCCAUGCCUCCGCCUUCUACAGACCCCGCCCCUCACCAUGUUCAAAUGUCAACCUCAACACGGACUGUGCCGUCACCUCAUUACCAAGGAGGCAUUCACCUUCCUCCCCAGUCUCUGCACCCCCACCAUACUUUGGGACAUGGGAUGUCCCAGCUUGUGGUUCAGUAUACGGACGCACUCACUAGGAAAGAGGAAGUUGGCUCCAGACCCAGAGAGCUCCACAAUGGAGAGCUGGAAAGGGGUCGGCGGUUUGGAGCGUCCCCCGAGUCCAACCUCUCUAAGCCAGGGAGCAAAUCACGGGAUGCCACUUCGUCUUUGUCCUCCUACGAGGGCCGCCAGCUGGUUCUGCACUCAGACUUCUCUACUCACGAUCCCUCAGGGCUGAGAACCUCUUUUAUGCUAAUGCCCAACAGCCAUGGGGACCACCAGCUGGUACCACCCAGAGCCAGCCCUGAGAAUCAGACAACCUCUGCACACCUGGAGAAAGGUGGCAUCAUCCUGGGCAAGCCUGUCAAUCGCACACCCUCUUCCUCCAACAUCACCUCCUCUUUCACGUUUCCACCCCCAUUAAGUGUCGACAGCCUGAAAGCUGCUGUCAGCACACUGUCACCCCAGACCGUUAUCCAGACCACCCACAGCGCUACAGAGGCACUGUCGAUGGGGCUCUCCUCCACCAGUAUCUACCAUCAGCCACCUAUCAUUGGUUACAUCGCAGGGGGUGGUGGGAGCCAGCAUACGCCAAUUAGCUACCACACCAGCCUACAACAACACUUACUCAUUCCUGGCGCCCAACCGGUCAUUAUCCCUGUUAGUGGAGGGGGAGUCACCACAUUGGAUCCUGUAACUUCCCACAUAACAUCAUCUACCCAAGCCGCACCGUUUCCUACCACACUCCCACACACAUACAUUGCUGCCACUGCUCCCAAAGGAGAAACUCGAGAAGCCCCCAGUAGCUCAUAUCACCAGGCCGCUUCAGGUGCGGUGGUCCAAGCCCAGCUUCAUCUCCCCAUUGUUUCUGCUCCGCCAGGACUGGUCGCUCCUUCUGCUCCUCCCUCCUUAUCCAGUACAGUGGCGCCCCCCUCGCUCCCCCCGUAUUUCAUCAAGGGCUCCAUCAUCCAGCUGGCAGAUGGGGAGCUGAAACGCGUGGAGGACCUGAAGACAGAGGACUUCAUCCAGAGUGCUGAGAUCAGCACCGAGCUGAAGAUCGACUCGUCCACAGUGGAGCGCAUUGAAGGGAGCCACACCUCACCCAACUUCGCUGUGGUUCAGUUCUCUGUUGGUGAGCACCGUGCACAGGUGAGUGUGGAAGUCUUGGUGGAGUACCCCUUCUUCGUCUUUGGCCAGGGCUGGUCUUCAUGCUGCCCAGACCGGACCACCCAGCUUCUGGAGCUGCCUUGCUCCAAGCUCUCUGUGGGCGAUGUGUGUAUUUCACUCACCCUCAAGAACCUGAGGAACGGAUCCCUAAAGAAGACUCAGCCCCUGGAGUUGGCCACCCCUGCCUCUGUCCCAGCGUCCAGCUACGGGCACCUGAAACCCCCCAGAGCUGUCCCAGACACUCCCCAAAGCUGCAGUGGAGGAGGCUCCAGGCACAAUGAGCGGGAGAAUGGUAUCAGCUAUCGAGGGAGGGGUGGAACUGGGAAUAGAAGUGGAGGAGGCACCAAUGUGGAAAACGGGGAUCUCGUGUUUGGGGGAAGAGGGUCAGUUUCUAAAGGUCAGGUUGCCAACAGCGCUGAAGCUGGCGUCACUAAGCCAUCAGGACGAAGGAAGCGGAGAUGGUCUGCUCCUGAAGGACGAAAAGUAGAAAGAUCCGAGGAGGAGCCGCCCUUGACCCUGCCCAAACCUUCCUUCAUCUCUCAUGAGGUGAAAGUCAGCAUCGAGGGAAGGUCAAGUAUUGGCAAGUGAAGGCUAGCAGGAAUGUUCAAUAACCAUUGGGAUUUGAAAAAAAAGAAGAAAAAAAAGAAGGAUUCUGCAAGAAAAACAUGAACGCCCACAUUAAUGUUUCAUUUGUCUUGGUUUUAAAGUUUUGUUUUCCGUUUUUAUUUUUCUAUCUUAAAUACUGUACUGUAGAGGUAAAUUUACCCUACAUGGUAUCACCUUACAUUAAGUCCAUGUAGUCAAGAACACAUUUUUUCAUAGAUGGAUUUGAUAUCACACAAGCAAUCAGUGCCGUUUUGGUGGUUUUCAUGAGAUGACUUAUGGUGAGGGAUUUGUGAGGCGUGCUAAAUGCUUAUUGGUGGCUGUGUGGCACACAGGAGCAAUGCUUGAUGGCUCUUCUUGGCUGGCUACACAUUACACAUUAUGUAAAUUUCAAAUUAAAUUAGCUGACAGUUUGCCUCUUGACAGGGAUUUCACUGCCUUUGCACUGCCGCUGAGGCAGCCUGGACAAAAAAAAAAACUCUCUCCCACCAUCUCUGUGGUUUUACACUGGGCCACAGGAGUGGUACAAUGUCCGCUGAUCCUGAGCGUGACAAAUCUGUGGAUAAACCAUGACAUUUUUCAUUUUCGAAUAAACGUUCUAUGUGUUAUUCUAAGUGUCAUCGGGGUGUGCCAGACCUGACCAGUGAUGUCAUCAGGUGGUGCCAGUGUGCCACGCAAAAGGGAGGUAACAACACUUACUCUGUUCAGUUGGAUGAUAGUGGAUUCUUUACUUUCAUCUUGAUCAUUUUCAUUUUACUUUUUUUUUUGUCAUUAACCCCUCAUCUUCUAUCUCACCAGAUAGUUGUUUUCAAUGAUUGUCAAAAACCUUAAUCAGGGGUCAUUCAGUCCUAGAUUGAACCUAGGUGGGUCAAUGUUAAUGUAUAAAUGUGAGAUACCCUAUCCUAACACAUAUUCAAGUGCAAACACACUGGGUUGGCGAACUUAAACUUUAAGAAAAUGUUCAGAGGAAGACUGCAUACAAUCCUCAUUGUGUUUUGAUAAUUACUUUAUAUAUAUUUUUUAAUGGAAAAAGGCUGUGUGAGAGAAACCGAGAGAAUCUGCAUGUCAGUUCUGAGAGGGUCAGGAUGUUUCAAAGCACUUAACACACCUGUCACACUCACCAUACAGCCGAGAAACUUUAGUUGUCUCUUUAUUUACGCAGUACUGUAUGUUUUUAGAUUUUUUUAUUUUUUUUUUUAAGACAAGGGUAGAAAGUAGCAACAGCACUUUUGAAAGGUGAAGCUUUUGGAAAAGUGAAGUGGUGGUUUUGGAAAUGUGGUAGCGGACGUGCCAUGGGAUCACAAAGAAAGGGAUGAUUGUGACAGGUAUUGGAGGAAAAGAAAUCCAGUUAGUAGAUGGUUAGAGAAACAUUUAUGGUGACAAAAGGAAUUAGAAAUAUGAUGGUUUUCAGCACGUGUGCUUGUACAGCCAGCCUGCCAUGCUAAAAGUUAGAGGAAAGUAUUGGAAUGUGUUGUGAAAAGUUUGGGAUCUGGCAUAAGGAUUAACAAGAAACAGGCUUUUGAAAUAUCACAAUGAUGUUCUGUACUAGACUGAGAGCAUCGAUUAGAAGCUCGCGCCACAGAAUUUUGAAGGGUGUCAUGUAUUUGUAAUGUGUGUGCUAGAGGGUGCAUGAUGCUGGUCUGUGUCUGUCCAUACACACACACAUGCUUACACAAACACAAAACAGUACAGACCAUCCCUGAAACUCAAUGACCUAUAAUAUGUACUGUAUUUAGAUGAAUGCGGACACUUUGUGGUGCAUGUUGUUCCUACUGCAAAGACACUAGUUGACUGACAUUGGGUUGAUGCACACUGCUAACAGUACAGUUGCAGAGAGUGCUCUGUGGUGUGUUUGUGUACGUGUGUGAGUUUGUGCACGAGUGUAUGUAUACUGUGUAUAGGAAAAGGAUAUACUCACUUGAUAUAUAGACAAUGCUAAAUGUCCAGUGUUUCUACUUAGAGUCGUACUUAAUAGAAUCUUGCAAUUUGCACAUCAGGAGGAGGGAGAAGGGUGGAGACAUGAUUUUGAACCGCCCUGUCCUGAAACGAGCCCUAGACCACGUGACACACUGGACGAGCCCAGGGUUUUUGGUCCUCAACAGGCACUUGUCACAUUGUAGAGGAAAAGUUUUAACAACAAAGCAGUUAAGGUCAAAUUACAUUUUGAGUUUUUACAAACAUAACCGUAGCUGUAAAACAGAAUUUUAACAUGUGCCUGCCUACUGAAUUUACUGACUUUAGUUAAAGAUAUGCCAUUUGUAGUGUUGAAACCAGGGUGUAGGGACUAGGGUUCAGUUUUGAACACGGCCUGUGCGUUCAGCCAGCUGAAACCUUAUUUAGCUAAGAUGCAGCAGUUAUCUCAACAGAUGUGCCUGCUUGGUUGACCCAAGAUUUAGAGCUUUGCAAGCAACUGGUCUUUAUUUUCUUUCUUUUUUUUCUGCUCUAACAUCAGUGUAAUUGUAGUUGUUUUUAAAUCUAUCACUGAUGGUAGACGCAUGUGGUCUGUGUUUUAUUAUGUUCUGAUUGUAUGCUGCCAUUCAAUGUGCAGAUGUUUCUCUCAUUACUGCAUGUAACAAUGAAGUAUGAUCAUGCGCAGUAGUUAGAUCAGCAUGUACAGGUUGCUGCUGGCACAAUAAGUGUUAAGGAGGGAGAGAAGAUGUGGGUUCCUGCAGGCAUAUCUGUUGAGCUGUCUACUCGGCCUCUUUAUUUAGGUGUUGUUAUACGUUUUUAGUUGACAUUGUCUCCAAAAAAUAGUGGAUCAGUCGUAUUUUCUGUUUCAACUGUGUGGGGCAAUGCUGUUUCAGGUCGCAGGAGUUUACCAUGGUGAUGGCAGGAAGGAUGUGUGCUCAGAUGGAUGACGAAUGGUUGAGUAAAUGGGCAGAUGGAUGGUGAAUGAAUGAUUAGACCGCAUAUGAGAUUUAAAAAUGCUUUAUUUUUUUAUAAUAAAACAGGGUUUCUCACAUCAACACCACCACAGUACAUUUUCAUUUCUUCAUUUUCCUAUUGAAACAUCAUCAUCAUGACUAGUAGAAAUAGUAGUGUGUGCAUGUCUGUGUGUGUGUGUUUUGCAAUCUGUGUGUGGCUGUGUUUGUCAUACACACAUACUGUAAAUUUUUUUGUUUUUGUCCAACUCCCUUCCCAACAAAUGAAAAAGUAGAACAGCAACAUUGAAACAAACCUGUCAGCCACUCAGUCCAUCAAAACAUUUGCUCUCAGUCAGGUGAAAAGAUUUUUAGCCAAAGCCAAGUGAUACUGAUGUUGCUUUGGUUACUUUAGAAAGCAAUAGUACGGCAAUAUUCAGGCACUCUCCUUGUGUAUGAGUGGAACACACACACACACAAACACACACACACAUGCACACAGUCAAUCCACUCAAAUUCUCUGCAAUAAACAUUUAAUAGUAAUCGCCUCGCAUUGCAACCAAAACAAUCCCUCUUUUCCUCCAAUAGAGGGAAACCAAUCUUGCCAUAUACUGGAAAAUGCUUUUAGAAGCUAAUAUACCUGAACACAACUUAUUUCAGUUAGCACUAUUCCCCUUAACAUAAAGUACACUUAAAUCUUAAGAAAUUGCAGUUGCAACACCAGUUGCUAGUUUUUCAGGGAGUUGUCUCACAUAUGCAGUUACUGACCCCUGAAACCUCUGCUGUCCCAGCUGGUCAGAGUCAAGAACUCCGUUGUCACGACGUUUUGACUCUGCCCAGGUUUGCCUUGUUGCCACGACUCCCGUAGUGACCUCGUUAACUUUGUUUCAGGUACCCAAUCAUAGCCAGCCAGCCUCACACCUCCUCCAGAGGCAAAGCAAUCGAUUAACCCUCAACAACCGUUAGCUACCUUUCAGUGUUGCCUGGCCGGGACAUAGCAGGGCUGGCCUGGGCUGCCUGUUCCCCUCCUAACAUCAUCUUUUGAUAUUCGGUCUCCUUUUCACUACAAGCUUAUAAAAGUCCUUGUGUUAAUACUUAAGUGGGAAAUGCAUGCCUAAUAAUAGACUAUGAAAGAAAGCAAUCUGAAAUGUAGACGCAUUCUGAAUGCAGGAGAGGGAAUGGCACAUCACAGCAAGGUUUCAAAAUUUUUUUGAAGGUUUGGUGUAGUUUUACUUUUGUUAAGAUAAUCGCAAAUUUAACCUUUUUAAUCCACUUGAAAUGUACCACAAUGUGCAAUACUUACAUGUUGUUCCCCUCAGUACCCCCCCCCAUUUGCUGUGCCAAUUGUAUGUAGCUAGUCCUAGUCCUACUCCAGUGUCUCGUCCUUGUUAAUGGUGUGUCACAUCUGUAAAACAAGAGUCAGGAUGUUUGUGAAGAAAAACAAACCCAAUGGAGAGUUUAUCCAUAUCUCUCUUUCCCUUUUGUCCUUGCGGCCUUCCUAAAUUUGUGUGUGUGUGUAUGUGUGUGUGUGUGUGUGUGUGUGUGCGCACGUCCAUGCGUGUGUGUGUGUGUGUGUGUGUGUGUGUGUGUGUGUGUAACGGAGUGUUUUCUCCUGUAAUUGUCUGUGAGAUCAUAAACCCUGACCCUCAAUGGUUCAUGGUGAGACCCACAGAAAAAAAAUAAACCUCAUUGCUUAGUGGGGACCACUUUUUGUAAAUAAAAAAAAGAGAAAAAAAAGAAAAAAAAAACAACAACAACCAACCAACAGAGAUGCACAUGUAAGUAGAUGUAAAAGACUUGAUAAUGUUUCAGCACUUUCUAAUCCUAGGAUGGGCUUGGUCUAACCCCUCUGUCUCAGACCGACACCUACCCUAGGGGUAACAUUCAUUCAAAAUGGACAGAGAGAAUGAGAAUGGAAAAAGAGGGGUGAAUAAGGAUGAAAAAGAGAGAUGGCUAAGUUUAAGUUUUUGCACAUCACCAUGCCGUAACCUUGUGUUUAUCUGUCUGUGCUCCAUCUCGCUUGGCGCCCGGCGCGUUCUUGGGUCCAACGGGCCGAGGUGUUAGGUAGUUCCUUGGUUCUUUUCUACUAGGAAAACCUUUUCUCAUGGAAUGCAUCCCUUCUUUUGUUGUGCUCAGGUUUGUUUGAAAUCUUUUCCACCCUACACCAACCAGGCUGUGCCGUUAACUAGGUUUUGUUUUCUUCACAUUUUGAGAUCUAAUUUGGCAGACGUGUUUGUAAGGAGUUCGGCACAGCUCGAUUCGGUCGUGCGGUGUGAAGACGGUGCGUACAAACCUUUGCAUUGUUUGCAUUAUCUUUGGUGCAGGAGCUUUUUCUGUGUUUUUGGUCUCCUUGUAGCACUCAAUAUAAUGUCAGGGGACUUAAAACUCUGUAGAGAAUGUGUCAUUGUUGAGUUUUAAUGACAAGCUUCCUCACUGGAGGAACACUGCUUAUGUCUUUUUUUUUUAAUUGGCUUCUUGCACAAUUUUACAAAUAAAAUGAAUGUUGGUGUGUGAGCUUUGACUUUUCAAUCAGAAAAAAAGGCAUGAGUGCUCUUUGUUUCUUGAUGUUUGUACUUUUAUUUUGCAAAAAGGAUGUUUUUGGCACUUUGUUGUGUUUUAAAAGUGAACAGAAUUCGAUCAGGAUUCCUUUUUUUCAAUCUUUUUUUUGUAUGACGUCUCGUCAAUGUCCUUAGCGCUGGAUAAACAACUCAGGCAGAAAAAAAAACAAAAAAAAACAUGUAGAGGCCCACUUAACAGUUUAGUUUCACCCCAAUCAAUUUACACAGUGGGCUGUUUCAUAUGGGUUAUAAGAUAUGUAAAUGUAUUACAUAUAAUUUGAUAUGAUUAACAACUGUCAUUAUUGACAAUUAACUAUGAAUUAUUAUUAUGAUAUUAUGUGUAUUAUGCUGGAGAUGGCUUGGAUUACUCUUCAGUGUACUGAACGUCUUUGUUGUGAGUCUCUGUGCAAGGGGACAAACACUUCAGCAGGGGACAGGCUGUAUGCUUUGUGACCUCUGACCUUGCCCACUGCCACGGAGGGGGGUGGAGCUUAUCCGUCAGCUGUGGCUCAGUUGAUUCCUCCCCCCUGUUCUGAACACUCAGCCCUGAGGCUAGCAACCCGUCUGUCUAGAUGUUUCUCUGCUAACCUAGGACACCAAGUACUGAACUGAAACGUUUUGGCCCAUCAGACGGUAGCAGAGAACUGGACAUCAGCACAGACCUGCUCAGACAGUCUGUCCUGCGGGGGGGGGCGCAGCAGUUCCCAGCCAACUUGUUUGUACUAUAUUGUACUCACCAAGUCCCUGUGUCUCACCACCCGUUUACUCUAUAGCAAUGGAGAAACCCUGUCGGUGUAUGUAUUUGACAUCUGUACAAAUGCACCUCUUUGAAAAAGAAAAUGAAACCUUGACAUAUCUGGAAUAAA
Molecule: messenger RNA, 11901 nt
Organism: Perca fluviatilis (European perch)
Lineage: Eukaryota; Metazoa; Chordata; Actinopteri; Perciformes; Percidae
Gene: atxn1a
Product: ataxin 1a
Exons: 3
Coding region: 3154-5601 (815 amino acids)
Biological process (GO): negative regulation of transcription by RNA polymerase II; nervous system development
Cellular component (GO): nucleus
Molecular function (GO): protein binding; RNA binding
Source: RefSeq, a predicted model, not a curated record